Molecule: messenger RNA, 1642 nt
Organism: Micropterus dolomieu (smallmouth bass)
Lineage: Eukaryota; Metazoa; Chordata; Actinopteri; Centrarchiformes; Centrarchidae
Product: zinc finger protein 501-like
Biological process (GO): regulation of transcription by RNA polymerase II
Cellular component (GO): nucleus
Molecular function (GO): RNA polymerase II cis-regulatory region sequence-specific DNA binding; DNA-binding transcription activator activity, RNA polymerase II-specific
Source: RefSeq, a predicted model, not a curated record
CUGCUGAGCGCCAUGUUUGAUUUUAGCUGGAAUUCGCCUGCUUCUUGUCGAAAUAAACUGUGUUUUUCUUACUUUACUUUCUCCUGACAUCGACUUGAAUUCUCCUGAAGGGCCGAUAGGGAGUUCGUGUUUCCUCCGCUGUGUUAAUAUUUUCAUCUCUGAUUAUAAAUAACAGCUUAAUUAGCGUUAGUCGGCAGCAGCGGGUGUUUCGCGGGCGCAGCCGUCCAGGACUGUAGUAACGUCGUUUAACGCCCGCAGCUAACGAGCACAGCUAACAUCGCGAUAAGCCAAAGUCCGCGGCCGCCUGCUCCUGGAGGGUUUUCAUUCUGAAGGAGUCCGUUCUUUGGACCCUUUUGGCGGCUUGGUUUGCGUUCCCGUCCCUUUACACAGACCUGCAGUAAACGAGGCCUUGAGGAGACCCGUCCACCUUCGGGAGGAGCAGAGCAUGAGGAGAUGAAUGGAGUGACGGAGGAAGAAGAACAAAGCGGAGAGGACGGUCAGCAGCUUCCUGCUGAAGGAGAGGCCUCCAACAUCGAGACACCUGAAAAACCUGCGUCAAAACAAGGCAGCCGUCGGUCAAAAUGCCGUCACCGCUGUUCAUUAUGCGGCAGGGAGUUCUCUCGUCCGUCUCGGCUGGCGGAACACAUGGUCGUGCACUCUGGCGAGAAACCUCACAGCUGCUUGUUAUGCGGGAAGCGCUUCGCCAAGAAGAAGAAUCUGGCGAUUCACCAGAGAGUACACACCGGUGAGAAGCCGUACUCGUGCCCAGACUGCGGGGUCAGCUAUUCCCAGCCGGGCUGCCUGCGGCGGCACCGGCUCGGACACGCUGCAGAGAAGCCCCACCAAUGCUCGGUGUGCGGCCGCGGCUUCAUUCAGCGCCGCCAUCUCGUACAGCAUGAGCGGACGCACACCGGAGAGAGGCCGUUCUCCUGCCCGCUGUGCCCCAAACGCUUCGCCUCCAGGACGGGCCUCGUCGAUCACAAGAAAAGCCACGCAGUGGAGAACCUGCACUCCUGCUCGGUCUGCGAGAAGGUUUUCUCCACGCCGUCGUCUUUCAGGGACCACGUUAGGCUCCACACGGGACAGAAGCCUCACCCCUGCUCGUUGUGCGGCAAGAGCUUCAACCGGCCCGGCCUGCUGAGGAAACACCUGCAGAAACACACAGAGGACAGCGAUGUGCUCCAAGCUGCUGCCAGCAAGAAACAAGACGAGUCGCUCGAUGGCGGCAGCGUGGCGCCAGUUUCUGCGGGGAGCUGCGGUCUGAACGGGCUGCAGGAGCUGAAGGUCGAGAGCAGAAACGAUAAUGACGAGGAAGAAGACGUGCUGCGUUCACUGACCGACGGGGGUCCCAGCGGCGUGACGAAGCUCCACAGCUGCUCCGUCUGUGGGAAGAGCUACCCGAAGCCGUCCAGGCUCAGACAGCACUUCAAGAUCCACGCCAAGGAGAAGCUGCACCGCUGCUCAUUGUGCGAGAAGGCUUUCACCACCACGACCAACCUGAGAGCCCACGAGAAGACCCACAUGACCAACAAACCUCACCCCUGCAGAAUCUGCCCCAGGAGCUUCCUGAGGCCCUGCCUGCUGCGGAAACACAUGAGGAUCCACGUCAGGGACGGACUCAUCGCCGACUCUGCUGACAUAG